AGGGAUAAAAAAACUAAAGCAUCACAUAUGAGCAGGACUACAGGCAUCCUUAGUGGGGUAUGCGCUCUCUGUCUGCUUUUUUUUUCAUCACAUUUUGAUGAGCAGGUUUGAAUUUUGAGUUUUGGAAAAUGGGAUGUCAAAUCAUGUUGCCUCUGCUGCUUCUGGGGAUGUUAGGUACGGUGACUCCUCAGACUGCAGAUCCCCUCUACGUAAUUUCUGGAACAACAAGCUCUCGAUCAGACGAUGGAAGUUCUCCACGGAUUGUCCUGCAGAGACCUUUCGUGUACUUUGGACACUCGUACAAUCAGAUUUAUAUGAACCACAACGGACACCUGACCUUUGCUAGUCCAUGGUACCGUUACACACCUCAACAGUUUCCACUGCAUGGAUCCAGAGACAUCAUUGCCCCAUUCUGGACAGAUCUGGACAACAGAGGAAAUGGUCAGGUCAUCUACAACCAAUACACCAACGGCAAUGUCCUUCAACAAGCUACACGGGACAUUAAUGCCUACUUCCCAGGACUGCACUUUAAUGCCAACUGGGUCUUUGUUGCAACAUGGUAUCAGGUGGCGUACUUUCCAACCACUGGCACACAAACAACCAUCCAAGCAGUCUUGAUUUCUGGUGGCCACUACUCAUUUGUGCUGAUGAACUAUGGGAUAAUAGCUGCAACAACUCGCAAUAUACAGGCUGGAUAUGACACAGUCGGUUCUGCUCACCAUUUCACCAUCCCGGGAUCUUUCGCUAGUAAUGCAACAGGCAUUAACUCAGUUUUCCGCCUGAGCAGCAAUGUCAAUGUACCCGGUCGCUGGGCGUUCCGCACCGACACUGGAUCAAGAGGCUGCACUUACAAUGGUGAAUCCGUGCAGCUCGGUGACUCAUUCUGGAGGGACAGUGCAUGUACAGAGAAGUGCACCUGCACCUCAGCAGGUCUGCAGUGUGUCAGUCAACGCUGCUCCUUUUCCCAAAUCUGCCGGCCAACUUCCUUUCAGUUCACCUGCCAGACGGUGCAGAGACGCACCUGCACAAUAAGUGGUGAUCCACAUUACUAUACCUUCGAUGGCACGGUGUUUCACUUUCAGGGCACCUGCACCUACGUUCUCUCAGAACAGUGUGGUCGUGGGCUGCCCUACUAUCGUGUAGAGGGUAAGAACGAGCACCGGGGCAGCACUCACGUUUCCUGGACAAGACUGGUCAAAGUGUAUGUCUAUAAUGAAACUAUCGAGCUUGUCAAAGGACGACGCAGUGAGGCUAAGGUUAAUGGAAACUUUGCAGCCACUCCGUUCUCCCUUCAAAAUGGCACCAUCCAAGUUUAUGAGUCAGGUUUUUCUGUGAUCAUCAGUACUGACUUUGGCUUGGUAGUUUCUUACGACACAAAUCAUUAUGUUAGAAUCAGCUUGCCCAACACUUACCAGAAUGCAACAUGUGGCCUGUGUGGAAACUUCAACCACGACCCUGGGGACGACUUUCAAACACCCCAAGGCGAGGUUGUGAGCUCUGAUGUAGUUUUUGCCAACAGUUGGAAAGUAUCAGGGGACGAUGAGCCUGGAUGUGACGAGCAGUGUGGAGGUCUGGCCUGUGCUGCCUGCACUGACCAUGAUACAACUUUAUACAGCAAUACGGACCAUUGUGGUAUCCUCCAGAGCAGUUCUGGACCCUUUGCUGCUUGCCAUCUACGACUUCCACCGCAAACAUUUGUACAGAGUUGUGUGUAUGAUCUGUGUGUCGGACAAGGCUAUCAGCCCAUUCUGUGCCAAGCCCUAAAUGUUUAUGCAAGUCAGUGUCAGCAAAAUGGUGUCCAGCUGCCAAGCUGGAGGAGUCCAGGCUUCUGUGAAAUCCCCUGUCCAGCCAACAGCCACUUUGAGUCCCAAGGCACAGGAUGUCCAGCUACCUGUGUCAAUCCCAAUUCCACCCAAAACUGCCCUCUCCCUGCCCAGGAGAGCUGCAUCUGCAAUUCAGGCUACAUCCUCAGUGCUGGGGUCUGUGUCCCUCAUGCUGAGUGUGGCUGCAGCUUUGAAGGUCGUUACUACCGCUCUGGACAAACUGUAAUACUAGACGAGAACUGUGGGAGACGUUGUAGCUGCAGUUAUGGCUCCAUGACCUGUCACUCACAUGGUUGUGGUCCACUGGAAUCAUGCAGGGUGGAGGAGGGAGAAAGAGGAUGCAGACCUAACAGCUAUGAAACAUGCUGGAUAAAGGGCCUGGGGUCAUAUCAUACAUUUGAUGGACUGACAUACCAGUAUCCUGGGGCAUGUCGAUUGACUCUUGCCAAAGUGAUGGGAUUGUCUCAUCACCCCCACUUUGCAGUGACAGCAGAGAAAGUGCCUAGAGGCCAAAAUGGUUUUGCCAGGUUGCUAAAGUUUGAGGCAGAGGGAACACAAGUCUCCAUUGAGAUGGCAGAAAACAGCACAGUUCAGGUUGACGGUCAGCGGAUCAGACUACCAUUCAGCUCAGCAUCCAACCGAAUCCAAGUCUACCACAGCAGCAUUCACAGUAUCAUCCUUCACACCGCCUUUGGUGUGACUGUGCAGACAGUUUGGCCUCACUUUGUACGUAUCACUGCACCCGGUAUCUACAAUGGUUCACUGGGUGGACUCUGUGGAAACUACAAUGGUAACUCACAUGACGACUUCCGCACACCCAAUGGCCUCCUGGUCAACAGCUCUCAGGUCUUUGGAGACAGCUGGCGAGAUGGCUCCCUCGCUGCACACUGUGUGGAAAGUGUAAAUGAAAAUUCUAGGACAAAUUCCAAUUCUAGUGAGGGCUGUGGCAUUAUUGCCUCACCGAAUGGGCCGUUUACCCAGUGUUGGGCCAUGGUGGACCCACAGCAGCAUGUGAGUGCAUGCAUGGAGACCAUUAGAGUCUCUAGAGAUCCAGCAUCAGCACUAUGUGAGGUCCUACGUGAUUAUGCUCUAAUGUGUCAACAGAAGGGCGUAGCCCUGGGACACUGGAGGAAUAUAACUGGCUGUGAGCACACCUGCCCAGCAAACAGCCAUUAUGAACUCUGUGGAAGCUCUUGUCCCUCCACCUGCCCCAGCCUUUCCUUUCCCUUCUCCUGUAACACUCUGUGCCAGGAUGGGUGCCAGUGUGAUGAUGGUUUUGUCCUCAAUGGCAACCAGUGUGUACCACCAACAUCUUGUGGAUGCCAUCAUGAAGGACGCUAUCGGCAAGGUGGCCAAGAGUUUUGGAAUGGUGAAGAAUGCCAGAGCUUCUGUACCUGCAACGGCACAACAGGGACAGUCCACUGUAAUCCCAGCUCCUGUGGUCCCCAGGAGUCGUGCCGUGUGGUAGGGGGUGAAUUUGGAUGUCAUCCAAACCCCCAUGGCACCUGCUCUGCCUCUGGAGACCCCCACUACCUCACAUUUGAUCAAAAGGCUUAUGACUUCCAGGGAACCUGCCGCUAUGUUCUGGCGACCCUUUGUAAUCACACUAAUGGACUCCCCCACUUUUCAGUGGAAGCUAAGAAUGAGCCGUGGUUUGGGUUGACAGUCUCAAUCACGGCUGAAGUUUUUGUGAAUGUGUUGGGAUACCGAGUGCGUGUGUCAAGGGACGACAGAGGUAUGGUAGAGGUAAAUGGAAUAACUACAAAUUUACCAGUUGCCUUGAGUGGAAAUGUGUCUAUCUUUGCAAGUGGACGUCAAACAUUUAUCACUACUGAUUUUGGCCUCAGAGUCACCUAUGAUGGAUGGAGUACAGUGUCCAUCUCUGUGCCAUCAAAUUACAGAGGACAGACAUGUGGACUUUGUGGAAACUUCAAUGGGAAUCGAAGUGAUGACUUCCGCACCCCAUCUGGAACAAUAGUCACCACUCCAGAUGUGUUUGGGACAGCUUGGAAGGUUGCAGGCAACUACACCUGCAGUGAUGGGUGUGGUUCCUCCUGCCCGCGGUGUACCAACGAACAACCUGCUAGAGCUCAGUGUGAGGUGAUCAAAGCAGCCAGCGGCCCCUUCAGCUUCUGCCAUGAGCAGGUGGACCCAGCUCCAUAUUUCAAUGACUGUGUGUUUGAUGUUUGUGUGUCUGGAAAUGGGGGCCAAGAUCUUCUGUGCAGGGCCAUUCAAGCGUAUGUCAGUGCCUGUCAGUCUGCUAAUGUUCGAAUCUACCCUUGGAGACAGAACACCACCUGCAGACUGGACUGUCCAGCCAACAGCCAUUAUGAGCUGUGUGGUACUGACUGUGGCCACACCUGUGCCAGCAGCAUUGAUGCCACCUGCGAACAGGUUUGCUCUGAGGGAUGUUUCUGUGAUGAGGGGUUCCUCAGGAGUGGGACAACAUGUGUCCCCGUGGAAAGCUGUGGCUGCCAGUAUGAUGGCUUCUACUAUAAUGCUGGUGAGUCCUUCUGGACGGAUGGUUGCUCCCAGCGAUGCGAAUGUUAUGCUCCCAAUGACCUGCGCUGCACCGCUGCAUCUUGCACUUCUACACAAGAGUGCACCAUCAGAAAUGGCCGGCUGGGCUGUUUUGCUACUAUGUCCACUUGCACUGUGUGGGGGGACCCACACUACAUCACCUUUGAUGGGGCACUGGCUCAUUUCCAGGGCACGUGCUCUUACAUCAUCACUGAGAGCGUGAGCCACAGCACCAAUGAAACCCAGUUUCAAGUAGUAGCCACCAAUAAUCACCGUGGUAACAACCGCGUGUCGUUUGUAUCAGCAGUGGAUGUAUACCUUUCGAAUCGAACAGAGAAUGUGCACAUAAGGAUUGGACCAAACAAAAGAGUAACGGUAAAUGGGAGUGAGGUGUCUCUUCCCACCACCACAGGAACCUUAGCUCGGGUGGAGAGGCAGGGAAGCUACAUGGUGGUUGAUGCCGUUAACCUGAUCGUCCAGUUUGAUGGCCGCAGUACCUUACUGGUCAGAAUCGACCAACACUGUCAAAACAGAGUCGCUGGGAUGUGUGGGAACUUCAACAAUGAUCCUGCAGAUGACAAAGUCUUGCCCAAUGGCACACAGGCACAAAAUGACAAUGAGUUUGGACACAGCUGGAAGGCACCCACAAGCCGACCAGGAUGUGGAUCCACAGAUGAAGACAAUGGUGGUGGAUUGACCGACUGUACCUACAGGGAAGAAUACUCUGCGCUCUGCAGUGUUAUCACCAACACCAGUGGCCCAUUCAGUGCCUGUCACCUGCACUCUGACCCACAGCCAUUUUUCAGUUCCUGUGUCUAUGAUCUCUGCCUCUACACUCCAGCCAAUGGCAUGCUCUGUUCUGCAAUCUCAGCCUAUGAGAGAACCUGCUCAGUUUUGGGGUUAAACAUCUCUGAGUGGCGCUCUGCUUUACAUUGUGCUGAGUCUGACCCCUGUGAAGAGUUGAACUGCACAGAGAGUGAGUGGUGUGGUGAGAAGGACGGUGUGUAUGGCUGCUUCUGUGAUGAACACCACCAUCGGCCCCACAAUGAGAGCUACGACUCGUCCAUCACUUGUGUCAGUAGUUCAGGCACCAUGUCUCUGUCACGCUGCCAGCUGUUUGAAGCUGGCUUCCACUCUAGCGCCCUCCAUCUCAAAGACGACUCCUGUAAAAGUACUCUCCAGGACGGACGACUGUUGUUCCACUUUAACAAUGACGAGCAGCUGUGUGGGACAGUUCUCAGGAGCAAUGGAACCCAUUUCAUCUAUGAGAACAUGAUCCAGGGCGAUGUGGACCCUCAUGACGGUCUAAUCAGCCGCCAAAGGAACAUCCAUCUGCGUUUCUGCUGUGAAUACCCUCUGUCUCAGGCCCUGUCUAUGUCUGUGGGCAUCAAUCCUUUAGAGAGCAUUGUGAGGAAGAAGCUUCCAAAUGGCCGUGGACAGUAUCACAUGAGAAUGAUCCCCUACCAGGACGCUGGCUUCAGCUCUCCCCUGACCGGUGACAGCAACAUAGAAAUGGAAAUAGACCAGAGGUUGUAUGUGGAGGUGCGGACAGAGGGAAUUGAUGAACGGCAGAUCUCCACCAUUCUUGACUCUUGUUGGGCCACGCCAAUCAACAAUGCGAACUACCCUGUCCGCUGGGAUCUCAUCAGUGCAGAGUGUCCUAAUCCAGCAGAUGAAACAGUAGAGGUGGUUCAGAAUGGCAUCUCCGCUGCGGCCAGAUUCUCCUUCAGGAUGUUCACCUUUACCAACUUUUCAUCCAUCUACCUGCACUGCCAGGUCCACCUGUGUCUUCUGUCAAACAACAACUGCACAGCUCAUUGCUACCCAGGUUACCACAGGCGAGUUGGGAGGGAUGUAUCCUACCAUGACACUGCCUCCAUCUCACUAGGACCACUAGACCUGAUCCCAAUGAGCGGUGGCAAAAUGAUGGAACGAAGCAGUGCUCCAGGCCAGAUGACCUCACUGGUGACCCUGCUGGUCAGUCUGCUAUUCAGUUUGCUGACUGCCAAAACUCUGACUCCACGACCCCUUUACUCAAUUUCUGGAACAACAAGCUCUCGAUCAGACGAUGGAAGUUCUCCACAGAUUGUCCUGCAGAGACCUUUUGUUUACUUCGGACGCUCAUAUAAUCACAUUUAUGUGAACCACAAUGGACACCUGACCUUUAAUGCUUCAUGGUCCAGAUACAUACCUCUGCAGUUUCCACUGCAUGGAUCCAGAGACAUCAUCGCCCCAUUCUGGACAGAUCUGGACAACAGAGGAAAUGGUCAGGUCAUCUACAACCAAUACACCAACGGCAAUGUCCUUCAACAAGCUACACAGGACAUAAAUGCCUACUUCCCAGGACUGCACUUUAAUGCCAACUGGGUCUUUGUUGCAACAUGGUAUCAGGUGGCGUACUAUCCAGUCACUAACACACAAACAACCAUCCAAGCAGUCUUGAUUUCUGGUGGCCGCUACUCAUUUGUGCUGAUGAACUAUGGGAUACUAGCUGCAACAACUCGCAAUAUACAGGUGAGAACCUACAAAGAACCAAAUUGUAAAAGGUGUUUUAAAGCUGGAUAUGACACAGUCGGUUCUGCUCACCAUUUCACCAUCCCGGGAUCAUUCUCUAGUAAUGCAACAGGCAUUAACUCAGUUUUCCGCCUGAGCAGUAAUGUCAAUGUACCCGGUCGCUGGGCGUUCCGCACCGACACUGGAUCAAGAGGCUGCACUUACAAUGGUAAACCCGUGCAGCUCGGUGACUCAUUCUGGAGGGACAGUGCAUGUACAGAGAAGUGCACCUGCACCUCAGCAGGUCUGCAGUGUGUCAGUCAACGCUGCUCCUUUUCCCAAAUCUGCGGACCAAGUACCUUUCAGUUCACCUGCCAGACGGUGCAGAGACGCACCUGCACCAUAAGUGGUGAUCCACAUUACUAUACCUUUGAUGGCACAGUGUUUCACUUUCAGGGCACCUGCACCUACGUUCUCUCAGAACAGUGUGGUCAUGGGCUGCCCUACUAUCGUGUAGAGGGUAAGAACGAGCACCGGGGCAGCACUCGUUUAUCCUGGACAAGACUGGUCAAAGUGUAUGUCUAUAAUGAAACUAUCGAGCUUGUCAAAGGACGACGCAGUGAGGCUAAGGUUAAUGGAAACUUUGCAACCACUCCGUUCUCCCUUCACAAUGGCACCAUCCAAGUUUAUGAGUCAGGUUUUUCUGUGAUCAUCAGUACUGACUUUGGCUUGGUAGUUUCUUACGACACAAAUUAUUAUGCCUUGAUCAGUUUGCCAUACACUUACCAGAAUGCAACAUGUGGCCUGUGUGGAAACUUCAACCACGACCCUGGGGACGACUUUCAAACGCCCCAAGGCGAGGUUGUGAGCUCUGAUGUAGUUUUUGCCAACAGUUGGAAAGUAUCAGGGGACGAUGAGCCUGGAUGUGACGAGCAGUGUGGAGGUCUGGACUGUGUUAACUGCACUGCAGAUCAGACAGCUUUAUACAGCAAUGCAGACCAUUGUGGUAUCCUCCAGAGCAGUUCUGGACCCUUUGCUGCUUGCCAUCCACGAAUUCUCCCACUAAACUUUCUGCAGAGUUGUGUGUAUGAUCUGUGCGCAGGAGGAGGCUAUCAGCCCAUUCUGUGCCAAGCCCUAAAUGUUUAUGCAAGUCAGUGUGAACAGACUGGUCUCCAGCUGCCAAGCUGGAGGAGACGUGACUUCUGUGAAAUCCCCUGUCCAGCCAACAGCCACUUUGAGUCCCAAGGCACAGGAUGUCCAGCUACCUGUGUCAAUCCCAAUUCCACCCAAAACUGCCCUCUCCCUGCCCAGGAGAGCUGCAUCUGCAAUUCAGGCCACAUCCUCAGUGCUGGGGUCUGUGUCCCUCAUGCUGAGUGUGGCUGCAGCUUUGAAGGUCGUUACUACCGCUCUGGACAAACUGUAAUACUAGACGAGAACUGUGGGAGACGUUGUAGCUGCAGUUAUGGCUCCAUGACCUGUCACUCACAUGGUUGUGGUCCACUGGAAUCAUGCAGGGUGGAGGAGGGAGAAAGAGGAUGCAGACCUAACAGCUAUGAAACAUGCUGGAUAAAGGGCCAGGGGUCAUAUCAUACAUUUGAUGGACUGACAUACCAGUAUCCUGGGGCAUGUCGAUUGACUCUUGCCAAAGUGAUGGGAUUGUCUCAUCACCCCCACUUUGCAGUGACAGCAGAGAAAGUGCCUAGAGGCCAAAAUGGUUUUGCCAGGUUGCUAAAGUUUGAGGCAGAGGGAACACAAGUCUCCAUUGAGAUGGCAGAAAACAGCACAGUUCAGGUUGACGGUCAGCGGAUCAGACUACCAUUCAGCUCAGCAUCCAACCGAAUCCAAGUCUACCACAGCAGCAUUCACAGUAUCAUCCUUCACACCGCCUUUGGUGUGACUGUGCAGACAGUUUGGCCUCACUUUGUACGUAUCACUGCACCCGGUAUCUACAAUGGUUCACUGGGUGGACUCUGUGGAAACUACAAUGGUAACUCACAUGACGACUUCCGUACACCCAAUGGCCUCCUGGUCAACAGCUCUCAGGUCUUUGGAGACAGCUGGCGAGAUGGCUCCCUCGCUGCACACUGUGUGGAAAGUGUAAAUGAAAAUUCUAGGACAAAUUCCAAUUCUAGUGAGGGCUGUGGCAUUAUUGCCUCACCGAAUGGGCCGUUUACCCAGUGUUGGGCCAUGGUGGACCCACAGCAGCAUGUGAGUGCAUGCAUGGAGACCAUUAGAGUCUCUAGAGAUCCAGCAUCAGCACUAUGUGAGGUCCUACGUGAUUAUGCUCUAAUGUGUCAACAGAAGGGCGUAGCCCUGGGACACUGGAGGAAUAUAACUGGCUGUGAGCACACCUGCCCAGCAAACAGCCAUUAUGAACUCUGUGGAAACACUUGUCCCUCCACCUGCCCCAGCCUUUCCUUUCCCUUCUCCUGUAACACUCUGUGCCAGGAUGGGUGCCAGUGUGAUGAUGGUUUUGUCCUCAAUGGCAACCAGUGCGUACCACCAACAUCUUGUGGAUGCCAUCAUGAAGGACGCUAUCGGCAAAGUGGCGAACAGUUCUGGGAUGGUGAGGUAUGCCAGAGUUUCUGUACCUGCAACGGCACAACAGGGACAGUCCACUGUAAUCCCAGCUCCUGUGGUCCCCAGGAGUCGUGCCGUGUGGUAGGGGGUGAAUUUGGAUGUCAUCCAAACCCUCAUGGCACCUGCUCUGCCUCUGGAGACCCCCACUACCUCACAUUUGAUCAAAAGGCUUAUGACUUCCAGGGAACCUGCCGCUAUGUUCUGGCGACCCUUUGUAAUCACACUAAUGGACUCCCCCACUUUUCAGUGGAAGCUAAGAAUGAGCCGUGGUUUGGGUUGACAGUCUCAAUCACGGCUGAAGUUUUUGUGAAUGUGUUGGGAUACCGAGUGCGUGUGUCAAGGGACAACAGAGGUAUGGUAGAGGUAAAUGGAAUAACCGCAAAUUUACCAGUUGUCUUGAGUGGAAAUGUGUCUAUCUUUGCAAGUGGACCUCAAACAUUUAUCACUACUGAUUUUGGCCUCAGAGUCACCUAUGAUGGACGGAGUACAGUGUCCAUCUCUGUGCCAUCAAAUUACAGAGGACAGACAUGUGGACUUUGUGGAAACUUCAAUGGGAAUCAAAAUGAUGACUUCCGCACCCCAUCUGGAACAAUAGUCGCCACUCCAGAUGUGUUUGGGACAGCUUGGAAGGUUGCAGGCAACUACACCUGCAGUGAUGGGUGUGGUUCCUCCUGCCCGCGGUGUACCAACGAACAACCUGCUAGAGCUCAGUGUGAGGUGAUCAAAGCAGCCAGCGGCCCCUUCAGCUUCUGCCAUGAGCAGGUGGACCCAGCUCCAUAUUUCAAUGACUGUGUGUUUGAUGUUUGUGUGUCUGGAAAUGGGGGCCAAGAUCUUCUGUGCAGGGCCAUUCAAGCGUAUGUCAGUGCCUGUCAGUCUGCUAAUGUUCGAAUCUACCCUUGGAGACAGAACACCACCUGCAGACUGGACUGUCCAGCCAACAGCCAUUAUGAGCUGUGUGGUACUGACUGUGGCCACACCUGUGCCAGCAGCAUUGAUGCCACCUGCGAACAGGUUUGCUCUGAGGGAUGUUUUUGUGAUGAGGGGUUCCUCAGGAGUGGGUCAACAUGUGUCCCCGUGGAAAGCUGUGGCUGCCAGUAUGAUGGCUUCUACUAUAAUGCUGGUGAGUCCUUCUGGACGGAUGGUUGCUCCCAGCGAUGCGAAUGUUAUGCUCCCAAUGACCUGCGCUGCACCGCUGCAUCUUGCACUUCUACACAAGAGUGCACCAUCAGAAAUGGCCGGCUGGGCUGUUUUGCUACUAUGUCCACUUGCACUGUGUGGGGGGACCCACACUACAUCACCUUUGAUGGGGCACUAGCUCAUUUCCAGGGCACGUGCUCUUACAUCAUCACUGAGAGCGUGAGCCACAGCACCAAUGAAACCCAGUUUCAAGUAGUAGCCACCAAUAAUCACCGUGGUAACAACCGCGUGUCGUUUGUAUCAGCAGUGGAUGUAUACCUUUCGAAUCGAACAGAGAAUGUGCACAUAAGGAUCGGACCAAACAAAAGAGUAACGGUAAAUGGGAGUGAGGUGUCUCUUCCCACCACCACAGGAACCUUAGCUCGGGUGGAGAGGCAGGGAAGCUACAUGGUGGUUGAUGCCGUUAACCUGAUCGUCCAGUUUGAUGGCCGCAGUACCUUACUGGUCAGAAUCGACCAACACUGUCAAAACAGAGUCGCUGGGAUGUGUGGGAACUUCAACAAUGAUCCUGCAGAUGACAAAGUCUUGCCCAAUGGGACACAGGCACAAAAUGACAAUGAGUUUGGACACAGCUGGAAGGCACCCACAAGCCGACCAGGAUGUGGAUCCACAGAUGAAGACAAUGGUGGUGGAUUGACCGACUGUACCUACAGGGAAGAAUACUCUGCGCUCUGCAGUGUUAUCACCAACACCAGUGGCCCAUUCAGUGCCUGUCACCUGCACUCUGACCCACAGCCAUUUUUCAGUUCCUGUGUCUAUGAUCUCUGCCUCUACACUCCAGCCAAUGGCAUGCUCUGUUCUGCAAUCUCAGCCUAUGAGAGAACCUGCUCAGUUUUGGGGUUAAACAUCUCUGAGUGGCGCUCUGCUUUACAUUGUGCUGAGUCUGACCCCUGUGAAGAGUUGAACUGCACAGAGAGUGAGUGGUGUGGUGAGAAGGACGGUGUGUAUGGCUGCUUCUGUGAUGAACACCACCAUCGGCCCCACAAUGAGAGCUACGACUCGUCCAUCACUUGUGUCAGUAGUUCAGGCACCAUGUCUCUGUCACGCUGCCAGCUGUUUGAAGCUGGCUUCCACUCUAGCGCCCUCCAUCUCAAAGACGACUCCUGUAAAAGUACUCUCCAGGACGGACGACUGUUGUUCCACUUUAACAAUGACGAGCAGCUGUGUGGGACAGUUCUCAGGAGCAAUGGAACCCAUUUCAUCUAUGAGAACAUGAUCCAGGGCGAUGUGGACCCUCAUGACGGUCUAAUCAGCCGCCAAAGGAACAUCCAUCUGCGUUUCUGCUGUGAAUACCCUCUGUCUCAGGCCCUGUCUAUGUCUGUGGGCAUCAAUCCUUUAGAGAGCAUUGUGAGGAAGAAGCUUCCAAAUGGCCGUGGACAGUAUCACAUGAGAAUGAUCCCCUACCAGGACGCUGGCUUCAGCUCUCCCCUGACCGGUGACAGCAACAUAGAAAUGGAAAUAGACCAGAGGUUGUAUGUGGAGGUGCGGACAGAGGGAAUUGAUGAACGGCAGAUCUCCACCAUUCUUGACUCUUGUUGGGCCACGCCAAUCAACAAUGCGAACUACCCUGUCCGCUGGGAUCUCAUCAGUGCAGAGUGUCCUAAUCCAGCAGAUGAAACAGUAGAGGUGGUUCAGAAUGGCAUCUCCGCUGCGGCCAGAUUCUCCUUCAGGAUGUUCACCUUUACCAACUUUUCAUCCAUCUACCUGCACUGCCAGGUCCACCUGUGUCUUCUGUCAAACAACAACUGCACAGCUCAUUGCCACCCGGGUUACCACAGGCGAGUUGGGAGGGCUGUAUCCUACCAUGACACUGCCUCCAUCUCACUAGGACCACUACACCUGAUACCAGUGAGUGGUGGCAAAAUGAUGGAACGAAGCAGUGCUCCAGGCCAGAUGACCUCACUGGUGACCCUGCUGGUCAGUCUGCUAUUCAGUUUGCUGACUGCCAAAACUCUGGUCUAAGGAGAACAGAGAUGAUCCAUAUUUUGAAAUGACUCAACAUAUUACGUAUGCUUUUAGAUUGUAUUUCUGUGUCCGAGGCCUUGUCCCUGUGAUUUUGUAUGUGUAGUAUUUAAUUUUGCUUUGCAACAGUAGGGGGCACCAGUGUCCUCCAUGCUAAAGUUCAAACCUCUUUUCCUUUACCAUAUUCACUGUGUCUGAUAUUUAUAGAUUGAAUGUUUAGUUUCUUUGUGGUGAUUCUUAUUAAAUCUCAGCCAUAUGAUAAGUAAUCAUGUAUAAUGAACUA
This is a messenger RNA of Seriola aureovittata, 12858 nucleotides long. RefSeq names its product IgGFc-binding protein. The coding region runs from base 129 to 12575 and encodes 4148 amino acids. Lineage: Eukaryota; Metazoa; Chordata; Actinopteri; Carangiformes; Carangidae. The transcript has 48 exons. Gene Ontology annotation, molecular function: protein binding. The record is from RefSeq and is a predicted model, not a curated record. Gene Ontology annotation, biological process: cell-matrix adhesion.